Molecule: messenger RNA, 1685 nt
Organism: Paramuricea clavata
Lineage: Eukaryota; Metazoa; Cnidaria; Anthozoa; Malacalcyonacea; Plexauridae
Source: the annotation of a GenBank genome assembly
UAUUAAUCAAGUGAGGCUCUUCUUUCUCGCUUCUCGUUUCUUUCCGCCUCGCAGAGCCUCUGGAACCAGGGUAAGAGUCGCUUUAAAAAGAAACAGCAGCCAGAAUAUGUGUUACAAAAUAUUUGUCGUUUUGGCAAUAGUGUUGACCUUCUCAACCAUGGGUAAGGAAAUAAUUUAUUACAGUCAGAAUACAAGAACACUUCCGCUUCUGUAACUUGUUUUGUAUUUCUGUAAAUUGUUCUAUUUUUCUGUAGCGAUUUAUACCGCUUUAUCGGCAAAUAUGGCGCGGUUGGGUCCUGUAGAAUUUUGCUUUCCUUCCUUUAUAUACGUCAAUUUGUAGCAAUGGAUACACCUUUCGUUAGAUUCUUUGCAUAAAAGUCGCGAAACUUAGGAUCUUAUAGCGAUAUUUGCUGAUAAAUCGGUUAUAAACCGCCGCUCAUAUACAUAGUGUGUUAAUCAGUCAUACUAUACAAAUUUAAAAUAACCGACUAUACAAUCAUUUGAUGUACUAAAAUCAAAAUCAGUCUAUUUCUUUUAUGGAAAGAAUCUAACGAAAGGUAUACAGUAUAUCCUUUGCUACAAACUGACGUAUGUAAAGGAAAGAAAGGGAAAUUCUACCGCGAUAUUUGCCGAAAAGGCGGUAAUCGCUACAGAAAAGUAGAACAAAUUACAGAAAUACAAAACAAGUUACAGAAGUGGGAUGGUUCUUGUAUUUUGACUGUAUUAACCCACGAUAUGUAUAAAUAGCAUGCCGUAUUGUAUUUUGAAUUCAGCGGCGUAAAUUCGUAUCUUAAUGUACGUUAUUUAUUUAAAAUAACAACAAAAUUUGUGGAUGUUGCGCCAUUCAGUAAUUGCAUAAUAACAUAUUUAUCAUCGUAGGGUGUGCCCUGAAAUGCUACGCGUGUUUUUACAGUUCGAACCUACCGGUACCGACAUCUCUACAAUACUGUAACAAUGUUACAGUUGAUUGUCCAACUAAAUACUGUUAUUCUGUUGCUUAUACCACGAGUAAAGGCAUAUCUGCUGUUCGACGAGGCUGUGACAACAUUCCCAACGAAAAAAAUUGUCCAAAUAGUGGCGAAGCAUGCCAAAGAAACAGACGUCAAUUUAAUAUCACAUCAUGCUCUGAAACCUGCUGUACCACCGAUCUUUGCAACAGUGACACAGUACGUGUCAUGGCCGCGAAAUUUAUUCUCUGUUUGACGAUCAUUGUGGGAUAUUUCUUAGCUUAAAUUUUUAAGACUAUAUAUAAGUUAUUUUUGUAUCUGGUAACAUUUAGUUUACGCUAUACUGCCUAUAGUGAUUCACAGUGGAGCAGCUUAUUUGAAUAUUGUGAUGACAAAGAAUGAAAGAAUAGCAUUUGCCGGGUUUCUCUUGUUACAUCAUAAGCAAUAUCAUGUAAUUUUACAUAUAUUAAAUAUUAUUAUCACUAUAAGCUUUUAAUUUACAUAUAUUAAAUAUUAUUAUCACUAUAAGCUUUUAAGCUUAUAUAUAGUGAUAAAUGUUAUUAUUGGCACAAUAAUGGAAGUUAACAGAGAAUUAAGAGGCGCUAGCUAACGUCACUUGCUAAGGUCAUUUGAACAUGUAGAGUAUAUAUUCAAGAUAUGAAUAUAUUAAGUAAAAACAACGUGGUUCUGCAUGUGGCUUCAUUCGCAUAGUAACUCCAAAUGGCCAUUCCGCCACGG